This is a messenger RNA of Toxotes jaculatrix (banded archerfish), 1527 nucleotides long. RefSeq names its product histone-binding protein RBBP4. The record is from RefSeq and is a predicted model, not a curated record. Gene Ontology annotation, molecular function: histone binding. Gene Ontology annotation, biological process: regulation of gene expression. Lineage: Eukaryota; Metazoa; Chordata; Actinopteri; Toxotidae. Gene Ontology annotation, cellular component: NuRD complex; ESC/E(Z) complex; nucleus. The transcript has 11 exons. Bases 124 to 1401 code for a protein of 425 amino acids.
CUGAUUGGCUGGUCGUGUUCUAUGGAGUUGGCGCCAUUGCAAGCCUUCGUGCUGUCUUCGGAGCGCUGUCCCCCUCCAAAAAAUACUGUUCUUUGCCAGUAUUAGCGGUUUAACUACGACGCAAUGGCUGAUAAAGACGCCGCAUUUGAUGAUGCUGUGGAGGAAAGGGUGAUUAAUGAGGAGUACAAGAUCUGGAAGAAGAACACCCCUUUCCUCUAUGACCUGGUCAUGACUCACGCCCUGGAGUGGCCCAGCCUCACUGCCCAGUGGCUGCCAGAUGUCACCAGACCAGAGGGUAAAGACUACAGUGUGCACAGACUGGUUCUGGGGACACACACUUCUGAUGAGCAGAAUCACCUUGUGAUCGCCAGUGUUCAGCUCCCAAAUGAUGAUGCCCAGUUUGAUGCCUCGCACUAUGACAGCGAGAAAGGAGAGUUUGGAGGCUUUGGAUCUGUAAGUGGGAAGAUAGAGAUUGAAAUCAAGAUCAACCAUGAGGGAGAAGUGAACAGAGCUCGCUACAUGCCUCAGAAUCCUUGCAUUAUUGCCACCAAGACCCCCACAAGUGAUGUGCUGGUCUUUGAUUACACAAAGCAUCCCUCCAAACCUGAAGAUCCUUCGGGCGAGUGCACCCCAGAUCUGCGGCUGAGAGGCCACCAAAAAGAGGGCUACGGCCUCUCCUGGAACCCAAACCUCAGUGGCUGCCUCCUCAGUGCUUCUGAUGACCAUACUAUCUGCCUGUGGGACAUCAGCACAGUGCCCAAGGAAGGGAAGAUUGUUGACGCCAAGACCAUCUUCACAGGCCACACUGCUGUGGUGGAGGACGUCUCGUGGCAUUUGCUCCAUGAGUCACUCUUUGGAUCUGUGGCCGAUGACCAGAAACUCAUGAUCUGGGAUACGCGAUCCAACAACACCUCCAAGCCCAGCCAUGCAGUGGACGCUCACACAGCUGAGGUCAACUGCCUGUCCUUCAAUCCCUACAGCGAGUUCAUCCUGGCCACUGGUUCUGCAGAUAAGACUGUGGCUCUGUGGGACCUGAGGAACCUGAAGCUGAAGCUGCACUCGUUUGAGUCUCACAAAGACGAGAUCUUCCAGGUUCAGUGGUCUCCUCAUAACGAAACCAUCCUGGCCUCCAGCGGCACAGACAGAAGGCUCAACGUCUGGGACCUCAGUAAGAUCGGAGAGGAGCAGUCUCCAGAGGAUGCUGAGGAUGGGCCUCCUGAGCUGCUGUUCAUCCAUGGAGGACACACAGCUAAAAUCUCAGAUUUCUCUUGGAACCCCAACGAGCCAUGGGUCAUCUGCUCUGUAUCAGAGGACAACAUCAUGCAAGUCUGGCAGAUGGCUGAAAAUAUCUACAAUGACGAGGACCCAGAAGGUGCUGCAGAUUCAGAGGUCCAGGCAUGAGUCCAGUCUCCACGUCUCUUCAUUUGACAUGCUUGUUAAAAAUGGAUCACUUUUCCAGUGUUGGGUGCAUAAGCAGUAAUGCCUUUUUAAGAAAAAAAAAAACAAACAAACAUUUUGGGCAGCAGA